Racocetra persica is the source of this 207-nucleotide messenger RNA. The record is from the annotation of a GenBank genome assembly. Lineage: Eukaryota; Fungi; Glomeromycota; Glomeromycetes; Diversisporales; Gigasporaceae.
AUGACUCUUUACAAAUAUGAUGAUCAUAUAAAGAAAUGGCAAGAAGAAUACAAGAUGAAAGACAUGAUUCUUUUAGACUUCUUUGAAUUAAGUCUAAAAGAAAUAGAUUUAUAUAUUGAUACUUUGCAACAAAUUUGUAAUAUACCUUUAUUAACUAAUUAUUUGAAAGAUUAUGUUCUUUCAAUUGUAGCAGAUUGGCCAAAUCAA